GCCUGCACUGCCGUGUCUGAAAUAAAAAAGUCUUCUCUGUUUUUCCAUAUAAUCCGGCUACCGCCUUUCUCAUCGCCGGAUCACAGCUUUUCCGCCGAACGCCCGAGCCAUACCGGACAAGAAAAUAUGGCACGGGCUCUAGUCCUCUAUCUCGCUCUUUUCAUCAGCUAUUGCGGUGUCGUUCGGUGUCUUAGGUGUCCGACUAACAAUCACAACGGCAGAUUUCUCCUCCCGCAGCCGCCGCAGAAUGGCGGAGCUGAUCGAAACAAAAACCAGCAAGCCGCCACAAGCACAACCACGAUGGUUCUCCCUCUGUACCCUCCCAAAGACUCGCCUUCCCUAGUUUCCGAUGCGAAGAGCCUCUCCCGCCGGAACCUCCAGAAUAGCCUUCCCAAUGCUCGCAUGGGUUUGCACGACGACCUUCUUCUAAACGGGUAUUAUACGACCCGGCUUUUGAUCGGAACUCCACCGCAAAUGUUUGCGCUUAUAGUGGAUACAGGGAGUACUGUUACCUAUGUUCCCUGCUCGACCUGUGAGCAAUGCGGCCACCACCAGGAUCCUAAAUUUCAACCUGAGCUUUCAAGCACCUACCAACCUGUUAAAUGUAAUAUAGAUUGCACCUGUGACCGUGACAAUGAGCAAUGCAUUUAUGAAAGGCAAUAUGCUGAGAUGAGUACCAGCAGCGGGGUGCUUGGCGAGGACAUUAUUUCAUUUGGGAACCAAAGUGAGCUCAAACCUCAGAGAGCCACAUUUGGUUGUGAGAACUUGGAAACUGGUGAUCUUUACAGUCAACGUGCUGAUGGCAUCAUGGGCUUAGGCCGUGGAGAUCUCAGCAUAGUCGAUCAACUAGUUGAGAAAAAAGUAAUUACUGACUCCUUUUCAUUGUGCUAUGGUGGGAUGGAUAUUGGUGGUGGUGCAAUGGUUCUGGGUGGAAUAUCACCCCCUGCUGACAUGGUCUUUACUCAUUCAAAUCCAACUCGGAGCCCAUAUUACAAUAUAGAGCUGAAGGAAUUGCAUGUUGCUGGGAAAAAACUACCUAUUAAUCCGCGGAUCUUUGAUGGAAAGCAUGGAACCGUCCUUGAUAGUGGCACAACAUAUGCUUACCUACCAGAAGAAGCAUUUAAAGCAUUUAAGCAUGCUGUCAUGAGUGAAGUUCAUUCACUGAAGAAGAUCAAUGGCCCAGAUCCAAACUACAGUGACAUAUGUUUUUCUGGUGCUGGAAGUGACGUUUCAAAACUUACAAAGGCUUUUCCAUCAGUUGACAUGGCAUUUAGCAAUGGACAGAAAAUAUCACUUUCUCCUGAGAACUACUUGUUCAGGCAUUCAAAGGUUCGUGGUGCCUAUUGCUUGGGGAUUUUUCAGAAUGGAAAAGAUCCUACUACUCUUUUAGGAGGAAUCGUUGUCCGCAACACACUAGUAACAUAUGACCGUGAACAUGAAAGGAUUGGUUUUUGGAAAACUAAUUGUUCUGAGCUGUGGGACAGACUUGGUGCACCUGUUGCACCUCCACCACUGCCCUCAGGAGUGCAUAACAACAUUUCCAAUGUGAAUAUGACCUCUCCUCCUAAUGAGAUUUCAAGGAACAUCACUUCAGAAGAAAUUAAAGUAGCCAGUCUGACGAUAUUCUUAUCACUUAGCAAAAACUACUCAGAUCUGAAGCCCCAAAUUCCAGAACUUCGUGAAUUUUUUUCCCAGGAGCUAAAUGUUAGUACUUCCCAGGUCCACCUAGUAAACUUGUCAUCAACAGGAAAUGAGUCCCUUAUUAAAUUAGACGUUUAUCCUGAGAAACCUGCAUAUUACAUGCAAAAUGUCGAUGCUACGGAGUUUAUCUCACGGUUAAGCGAACAUCAUUUGCAACUUCCUGAUAAAUUUGGAAGUUAUGAGUUGGUGGGGUGGAAUGUUGAGAUCCCUCCAAAACGGACGGGGUGGCACCAGAAUGGCAUGGCUGUAGUUGUUGCAUUAGCAGUUAUAGUGAUACUUGGAUUAUCAGCUUGUUUGGGAUGGUUUCUUUGGAAGCAUAGACAACAAUCACCUCUGUCGUAUAAGCCUGUAGAUAAUGCAAGCCCAGAACAAGAACUCCAGCCCCUAUGAUGCAGAGACCUUUCAUCCCUUAAAUAGAUGUACCAGAAAAAGAAACAGGACCAGUGUUUUGUUCAAGGUUAUGCUUACUUUUUAUACCGAGUUACAGGUUAAUGAAAGUUUUUUCAAAAAGGUCCGCAGAAGUGUCACAGUAGUCUUUGGAACAGAAAUAUGAAAGAUAAUCGCGCCCAUUUCAGAUAUGUCGUGUAUGUAAGUAAAUGCUCUUGAGAUACCAUCCUUAAGCGUCAGUUAUGGUUUAUCCAUGUAUGCUUCUUGCUUUUCG
Cuscuta europaea is the source of this 2362-nucleotide messenger RNA. Lineage: Eukaryota; Viridiplantae; Streptophyta; Magnoliopsida; Solanales; Convolvulaceae. The record is from the annotation of a GenBank genome assembly.